Gaeumannomyces tritici R3-111a-1 is the source of this 2100-nucleotide messenger RNA. RefSeq lists its product as hypothetical. The coding region runs from base 1 to 2100 and encodes 699 amino acids. Lineage: Eukaryota; Fungi; Ascomycota; Sordariomycetes; Magnaporthales; Magnaporthaceae. The transcript has a single exon. The record is from RefSeq and is a predicted model, not a curated record.
AUGGCCGACAUCUACACCCCAGCCCCUCGCGAAUCCUACCAAAUCUUUUCCACCUUCUACAUGCCCACUGACGAUGGCAAUAUCUGGGCUGUUUCUUUCGGCACCCGCACCGGAGCGUUCAUGACGGCAGUCGCCUCCAUCGCCGUCAUCUUGAUAUGUUCCUGCCUCUGGAACCUCUUCUGCUUUAUCGUCAUGCUAUAUCCCGGCACAAGUUCACGGCGCAGAUUUCUCGCGCUGGUGACCCUGUGGAACUCUGGCGACGUGUUUAUCGCGGUAAAGGGGUUGGCGGGCUACACAUGGGACUGCUUUUUCAAUCCCACAUCGCGGAAAAUAUCUCCAGCACUGGGCACUCUUCAACAACAGAACACCCCUCAGCAACAGAACACCCCUGAGCAACAGGCCGCCUCUCAAACACAGAUCACCUCUCCGCCAUCAGACCUUGAGAGCGGGCAAGAGAGGAGCCACAAGCUGCCGCACAGCCACCGAUACGGCGACUUCUACUACGGCCUAGCGAUUACCUGUACGGCCUUCAUCCUCUGGGGGUCGUCCCUGGCAAUGGGAAUCGUCACUCCCGGGCUCCUCCAGAUCGGCAGCGUCGCGCCAGCGAAUCCAAACGUCCUUUACUACCCAAGAGCCGUGACGAACAACGAGCCAGUCGGGCUGCUGAAAGAGUUUGGCCUUCGGGCACCUUCGGCCAUGCGCGCUCUAGGCAGCGUGGAGGACUCCAAUGUCAUGCCGCGACGGAACGUGAAGAUCUCCGCCACCAGGUUCUCGGCCGGGAACGGCAGCGAGCCAGGCCGGCGGCUGACCUACGGCUACUCUCUGAAAGGAGUCGACUUCGGUCUCCAGCAGGGUUCCGACCUCAAACUGGCUGUCGACGGUUCCUGCACAACCGAGUACGGGUGGUAUUCCGCGUCUGGCAGCGACGACUCCUACGAGGCUUACAAUUUAUGGAACACCUUGGAAUACCUCGUCCCCAUCGACAAAGUCAGCAUCAAGGACGCCCCAAAGGCGAGCUUCUUGAUGCAUCCAGAUGCGAAAAACCAGCUGACGCGCGGCAAUGUUUCCUUCGCCGUCGUCAUCUGGUCUGCUCACCGGGCUAGCAUCGCGGCGGGGGAGGAUCCCUGGUACCUGACAGAGGGCAGCCCUCCCGGCUUUGCGGGUGAGGAAAAUUUCAACGCCAAAUACUGGAUCAAGCGCCAAAGGCCCGUCCUGUCCUGUUGGGAGCAGAACAGAUGGAGCUACGGGACGAACGCGGUUGAAAAUGUCCAAGCCCUCAAGUCAGUGGCCGGCAUCAACGGCAAGAUCAAAGGCGUCCUGAUCAAGAUCCUGGAGAUCGCCCUUGGAGUUCCGGUCAUCGCCAGGCUUGGCAAUGCCAGCGGGGACUCGGCGCUCCGAUCACGGACCACCAGCCCCAACGGCGUCAUCAACGCGGAGGCAUCAAAAAUCGAGACCGACAUGGAGCGCCUGAUCCUGGCCAGCUACAUAGCGACGAGGAACACCUUUUUCGACGCCACCCUGUUCAACAAGGACCCGAACUGGGAAAACGUUUUCACGGGCGACGACAAGCAGCCGCGGGAGGGGUCCGGCGACUUUGUCGUCACGAGCGCGGGCGUGCAGACCUUCUCCAUGGUCGGCCUGAUAGUCCUGGCGGUGCUCCUGGGGGCCCUGCUACUCGUACAGGCUGUGGUUACGGGCGUGGUUGCCAGCCGCAAGACGAAUGUCGGAACGAACGUCGAGGCGAGCGACAAGUCAAAGAACAAGGACGGACUGCUUCGAAUCAAGGCCUUGACAGCUGCCCAGUUAUUCCGUCGCGCCUGUGAGUCGCCGGCAGGGAGCGAUGACGGGUGGGACUGCCACAAGAAUUAUCCAACGGAUUGCGACGAGACCAUCAUGGGAUUCGACCAGUGCGUCUGUAAGGUGCGAUGCAAGUGCAAGGGACACAUCACAGCCACUACUCCGGCUCCCUUGACUACUGCUCCGGCUCUCUUGACUACUACUCCGGCUCCCUUGACUACUACUCCUUCCACGGAGGAGAGGCCAAAUGAGAAGCCCGGCCCCGAGGACAACGUAACUCCUACUGACCAGGUUAGCCCUUGA